CAUCCGGAAAUGUCCGAAGUAGAUAUCAUUUGUUUCGAACAAUCUCGAUUUCAUCCGAAUUUUUCCGACGCUUGAAGGGAUUCACCAUGCCCAUGCCCAGCAAGCUAGCUCGUUUGUACUCUCCGUCUCCAUGUUGGACUCAUCCUCUAUCUGUCACAAACACAAAUGGUGGGGGUAAGGGUACUGCGGUUGCUUGGCAACCGGCAACACUGCGGCUUGCGACGCCGUCGCGAAGCCCAGCGAAAACCAACGCAUAUAAUAGACCCGGCCGGUGGCGAAAUUUUUCAUCGGGCUGCAUCGGGCUCAACUGAAAGAGCAGGCGAGUAGACGAGCAGACGAGCAGACGAGCAGGCUUACUAACCAUAAGGACGUUCAGAACAGUUCAGAACCAAGUGGUCUCCCGUCUGGUACAGACGUCUCUUCUUGUUGAAAACCAACAAACGCACACACAGUUGAUACAAUUACGUUCGUUAAUCGUAUUAUAUUCCCUUGAUUGAAUUUUUCAUUCUGUUGAAGAAAAGAAAGAGAAAGGAAAAAAGCAAAAAGAAUAAGAAUAGGCAAGAGUGUUGAUAGUUUCUUCUUGUUAAGAUAAUAAUUCAUUUGAUAUAAAUUUGCCAAAAAAGAAGGGAAAAUAAAAACCGGUUGGUUUUUCGGAGCAGUGAAGAAGGAAGAAAGAGAUAUAGAGCGUGUGCAGCGGUAGCGUCGUCGGAUUUAGUACCUCAAAACUACAGUAGAAAGAAAGAAAGAAAGAAGGAAGGAAGGAAGGAAAGGGAGUGAGGAAUCGUCGCAUAAAACGAAAAGAAUACAGAAAGCGUGACGCCUCCGGGAAAUUGUUAAUUAUUAUAUUGCAAAGAGCCCAAGAGUAUUAUAUUUGAGGUAUAUAUAAUAAUAACUGUAUCAAACAGAGAAAAGGGAUACUAAAGUAAAAUGGCGGAAGAGAAGACUGAAACUAGCCCAACAGUUGAGGGUGACAAAAAGCCUCAGGAGCCGACCACUCCCACUAAAAUUGAAGAGAAUGAAAAUGCUAAGGACAAUAAGGAAGUUGAGGAUAAGAAGAUUGAGGAGAAUGACGAGGAGAAACCCAAGGAGAACGGCGAAGAGAAACAAACCACCGAGACGAAGGACAUGCGUGCCAUCGUUCUCAACGGUUUUGGUGGGCUGAAAAGUGUCAAGGCCCUUAAGAAACCGGAGCCAAGCAUUGCCGAGGGUGAAGUACUCAUCAGAGUCAAAGCAUGUGGAUUAAACUUCCAAGAUGUGAUGACACGAAGGGGUGUUACCGACUCGACGCCGAAGCCACCGUUCAUCAUGGGUUCCGAGUGUGCUGGUGAUAUUGAGGCAGUCGGUGAAGGAGUGGAAAAUUUCCAAGUUGGUGAUCGUGUGGUCGCAUUGCCAGAACAUAAAGCAUGGGCGGAACUUGCUGCUGUUCCAGCUACAUCAGUCUUCAAGAUUCCUGAUAACAUGAGCUAUUUGGAUGCUGCAGCGAUUACAAUGAAUUACACUGUCGCUCAUAUCCUCCUCUUUGAUGUUGCUUGUCUCACUCCAGGGAAAAGUCUUCUUGUUCACAGUGCUGGAGGUGGAGUUGGUCAAGCUGUCAUCCAAUUGGCCAAAACUGUCAAAGAUGUGACAAUUUUUGGUGUCUGUGGAAAACUCAAGCAUGAAGAACUCAGGGCCCAAAAUACCAUCGAUCAUCUUCUUGAACGUGGAACUGAUUAUUCCAGUGAAGUUAGAAAAAUUUCACCUGAAGGCGUCGAUAUUGUUUUGGAUUGUCUCUACGGCGAGGAAUGCAACAAGGGUUAUUCUCUACUCAAACCGAUGGGAAAAUACGUUUUAUAUGGAUCAAGUAAUCUCGUUACUGGUGAAACAAAGAGUUUCUUCUCUGUUGCUAAAUCUUGGUGGCAAGUUGAUAAAGUCGCCCCAAUCAAGCUCUUUGAUGAAAAUAAGACAAUCUCAGGCUUCAAUCUUCGUCAUCUGAUGCAUCGUCAAGGAGGCCACGAUUUCGUAAAGAGGGCAAUUGAUCAAGUAUUUGCACUGUGGAAUACAGGUGCUGUUAAGCCUAAAAUUGAUUCUACGUGGGCCUUGGAGGAAGUAACUGAGGCGAUGCAGAGGAUGCACGAUCGAAAGAACAUUGGAAAAAUUGUAUUGGACCCAAGCCUUGAGCCGAAACCGAAGCCAGCUACACCAGCCAAAGGUAAAGCUAAAGAGAAAAAAAAUGCCAGUCAGGAGGAGAAAAAAACAUCGAGUGUAGAGUCUGAGGAGAACAAUGAAAAGAAGAAAGAGCCUGAACUGACUAAUGGAACAUCUGAGGACAAAUCAGAUUGUGAUUCUAAGGAAAAAGAAUCAAGUUGAAUUGACCAUUUAAAGUAAAUUUAAUAUAAUAUACUGACAGAAAAUGGGAGAGAAAAAAAAAGCAAAACACAAUCGCGAAAAAAAGAUUCUAGAUAUUAACAUCUUUACAAUUAUUAGUACAUACUCCUACAGUUACUCCAUCAUUAUAUAAGAACUAUGAGAAAGUGAGCCUCGGAAGGAAAAAUCGUCCAUUCAUAUUAUUGAAUAAAACUGGCCAUGAGUCGAGUUUUUAUGGGCGAGGCGAUUAAUUCAUUCGAUCGCAAUGGCUUGCAGAUGAAGGAAGAAAAUUUUUCGACUCUCUGGAUUAUUUGGCGUAUAUAGGUAUUAUACUUGUGAAAAUGACAAAAUAACGAUGAAAAAUUUCUUUAAUCAAAAAUAAAGGGAAAUGAAGUAAUGAAUGAAUGAAUGAAUGAAUGGAGUAAAAUCAUCCAAACUAUAUAUCAAUUUUAACGCGGUCCACAGUAGUUUGCAGUAAAUGGAAAAUGAAUAUUAAUUUUAUUUUUAAUACCUGAUGACCGAAAAUAUAUGAGUUAAUGUUGCAUAUGGAGACGAGUGAAACGAAUUAUCUAUUUAACACCUGAUGAUGAAAAGAAGAUGGGACGAAUAAUAAAGGGAUAACAGAAACAAGAAAAAAAACUGCACAUCUAUUUCUAAUAAUACCGCUAAUUGCUACAUAUAAAUUAACUAUAUCAAACAUCUACACAAUACAAAGAAAAAGAAAAAAAAGAUAAAUCCUUGCUAAUUGUUAUGUCUGCUCUGUGUAAUGAUUGCUAUCUGCUGCUACCGAAAUGCAAGGCCAUAAUUAGUUUUUACUUAUAAAAUAAACAUUUCUCAGAUGCAAAAAAGUGCGUUGUGAUAAUAAUUUUUUGGUAACCUAAACAAUUUACAAACUAAUGUAACUUUCUAUGUAAAUUCAGAGUCGAUAAACUUGUAAAUUUAUUGAGUACAAAAUAACAAAUGAUUCCACUGUGAGAUUUAUCUCCAUAAUUGUGGAAAAAGUAAAAUUUGCCUUUUUUUCUUUUUUAUUUUUUGCAUAAAAAAUAAAUAUUUGAUACUUUUUACAACUUUAAAAAACGAGAUUACUUAUUUUUACAAUUUUUCAUCAACAUAUUGAGUGACAAAUAUGCAUAUCUUGGAAUGAAACAAGCGAAACAAAUACUUUUUUUACGUGAAUUUUUCUAACAAGCCAUUUGUAUUCGACACUCGGUACUCUCGCUUGUUUCACAGCAAUAAUAAUAUUAAAAAUAAUAUAAUACUUAUAAUAAUAAUAAUAAUAAUAAUAAUAAUAAUAAUAACAGUAAAAAGUACUACUAAUGAUAAUAUAAAACACUAAUAAUAACAAUAAUAAUAAUAUUAAUUAUUGUUAUUAUAAUCAAAUACUAUUCAUCAUCGGAUCAACUGCCUAAUAGUGAAAACAAACUAUGGAAACAAGCAUUUUAUUACAUAGCUAAGAGUAAUAAUGAUAAUUUGCGAUAUACUAUACAUUUUAUAACUCGAAAAUACUCAAAACCUGAAAAAUACAUCGAAUUUCAGACAUGAGUAAUAAUAAUGUAUAUUUUAGGCAAGGCUUUGAAUGUUUCGACAAAUACCUACUCUACCAUAUUGUAAUGUAUCUAUAUAUAUAUUUAUAAUGAUCAUACUCCCGUCACGAAAAAAUUUCAUUUCUUUUCCAGAAAUAACUUUUGCAAUGAACAUGCGAUUUAUUGAUUUAGCAUUUCCAACUCUAUUAUCUCAUGACCUCAGGAAAAAUAAAUCUCAAAUUGCAUAUGGCAACAAACUACACCACAUUGAGUGAGUGUUUCUACACGAUACAUUCAAAUAUUACUAUACGCUAUAUUCCCAGUUUAUUUUUUAUCACGUAUAUGAUAUCAAACAUUGCGUGGAGGUUCUGGGAAUAGAAGCGUGUAUGGAAUGACUAAUUAGGUGAAAUAAAUGAGAAAAACAAAUGAAGAAAAAUAUAUUAAUUAUAAUGAUGAUGAUGAUUACAAUAAUAAUAUUCAUAAUCGUAUGAAUAGGAGAAAGCAAGCAUGCAAUUUUAUUUUCGUCAUCUGAUAAGGACAUUUAAUAAUGAUGUGCAGUUAGUAAAAGUUGAUCAUAUACAACUAGAUGUUAAGGUGAGAAAUUAUUUGAAUAUUACUGAUUAAUUGCACUUUUCUAUAGUAAGCAAAGUUUCUAUUGAUUCAAAAAUUUAUUAGUUGUAUCAAUUAUCUUAUCGUUUAAAUGUACAAAAUAACACAUUGAUUUGGAUAUGGCUUUCAUCAUAUAUAAGAAAAUCCAUGUAGCCGUGUUACUUUGGAGCAUUUCAACGAUGAUGAAUAGAAGCCACACAUACACACA
This is a messenger RNA of Diachasma alloeum, 4683 nucleotides long. Its product is annotated as synaptic vesicle membrane protein VAT-1 homolog-like. The transcript is spliced from 6 exons. Bases 928 to 2346 code for a protein of 472 amino acids. Lineage: Eukaryota; Metazoa; Arthropoda; Insecta; Hymenoptera; Braconidae. Gene Ontology annotation, molecular function: oxidoreductase activity; zinc ion binding. The record is from RefSeq and is a predicted model, not a curated record.